Paramecium pentaurelia is the source of this 2203-nucleotide messenger RNA. Lineage: Eukaryota; Ciliophora; Oligohymenophorea; Peniculida; Parameciidae. The record is from the annotation of a GenBank genome assembly.
AUGAGAAAGAAAGUCUCAACCUUAUAGGAUUAUGAAGAUUGUAAACAACAACUUCUCUUAAACUACCUCAGCACUUUGGAGGAAAAGGAUAAAGAGAAGUUAUUAGAAAAGUUGGAAUCCAUAAAUAUUAGAAAUCUUUUUGAUGUAAAUUGCAAUCAAUAAUUUAGGUCUAUAGUCAUUAUAAAGAAAAGACAAAUGAAAAUCGUGAACUAAAACCUAUAAAAAAUGUAUUAAGAGUUGCCUCUACUCCUAAAGAUACUCUUCAACAGUAUCAAAAAUUAGGAGAAAAAUUAAUUUCAGAAGGAAAGGGUAUAGUUACAAUUUAAUAAUAAUUAAGUUUGUGUGGCAAUGAUGGCUGGUGGAUAAGGUACCAGAUUAGGUUUUAAUAAGGCAAAAGGAAUGUAUGAUAUUGGUUUGCCUUCUCAUAAAACUUUAUUUCAAAUUUUUUGUGAACGAAUUUUGAGUCUCUAAAAUAUGAUUCAAUCAAGAAUUGGAUCAUGUUUACCUAUUCAAUUUUUUAUCAUGACUUCAGAUGUUAAUCAUGAAGAAACAACAUAGUUUUUUAUAGAAAAUAAUUACUUUAAUCUUCAAUCAGAUCAAAUCACAUUUUUUCAAUAGGAUUCCCUUCCUAUAUUAUCAAUAAAUGGAGAUAUUAUGUUGAGUGAUUGCACAACAAUUUUGGAAGGACCUGAUGGUAAGAAUAUUCUUAAUAUAUUGAAAAGGAAAUGGAGGAAUUUUUAGUAGUCUCUACAAUUAGGGUUAUUUAGAUUAUAUGAAAUGUUUGGGCAUAAAGUACAUUCAUAUAUGUCCAGUAGAUAAUGUCCUUUGUAAAUUAUGUGAUCCAAUUUGGAUUGGAUAUGUAGAAUCAAAAAAUUUAAUAAUUUGUAGUAAAUUUGUUAAAAAGGCACAUGCAGAUGAGAAGGUAGGAAUUCAUGCUUUAAUUAAUGAAAAACCAUGUGUUAUAGGUGAAUAUUUAAAUUUAGAUUAGAAUAUAGUGAAAUGACAUAAGAAGAUUUGAAUAAGAAGAAUGAUUAAGGAGAGUUACUUUAUGAUGCAGGAGGUAUAGCUUAAAUGAUCUGUACAGUUGAAUUUGCACAUAAAAUAAUAUAAGAUCCUUAAACAAGUAAUAAAUUAGCUGCAAAGUAAAUAUAUUAAAUAAAUUAGUUAUCAUGUUGCAUAAAAAAAAUAUGAUUACUAUAAUAUUAACUAGAAAUAGAUAAUUAAACCAGAUUAAAUAAAUGCUUUGAAAUUUGAAUUAUUUUUUUUUGAUUGUUUUCCUCUAUGUCCAAAAGAAUAAUUUGGAUUGAUUGAAGUAAAAAGAGAAGAUGAAUUUGGUCCUGUUAAAAAUGCUCCUGGGGAUAAGAGUGAUACACCAGAAACUGCUAAAAAAUUAUAUUUAGAUCGAGAUUAAAGAUGGAUAAAAUAUUAUGGUUUAUAAUUUGCAUAAUAAAUUGAAAUUUCUGCAAAGAUUACAUAUUUUGGUGAAGGCCUUGAAAAUAUAUUACCAAAAUAUUUAGGUAAUAAAUAAAAUCCACUUAUUAUAACAAAUGAUAGAUAAUCAGCACCAAAAUCUCCAUAAUUAGUUAAAUAACCAUAACCAAAAUAAUAACCAUUACAAUAACCAUAAUAAUAAUAAUAAUAAUAAUAAUAAUAAUAAUAAUAAUCUAAAUAAAUAUAAAAAUAAUAAUAACAAAUUGGAGUUUCAAAUUAAUAAAUCUAUCCAUAAAUUAUUUAUUCUUCAUUAAUUAAUUCAGCACAUCCAACAGUAAUGUAACCUAAUUAUUACCCAUAUUAAUCAACACCUUAAAACUCAAAAAAUAUUUUAAUUUAAGAAAAUCCUAUACACUAAAGUUAAGUAUUGAAUCCUAGAUUCUCAAUGUAACAUCAAACAUCAUCACAAUAACAAUUAAAAUAAAUCAAAGCUAAUGCAUUUCCUACUUAAGGUAUAUCUACUGUAACUACUCCAAAAUUAAUAAAUCCUUAAACUAGAUAUUAACCAAUAAUGUAUUCUUAAAAUCUAUUAAAUACUAAAUAAAGCAUUAUAUAGCCAGUAUAAAUUAAUUCAUCUUUGUCACCUUAGAGAGUGACAUCAUAUUUUAAAUAAAGAGCUGUAACAGCAUAAAGACCAACAAUGUUUGCUUAAUAACGUCCACUAAUUAUAUCAGCUCAAUAAUAUGUACCAAUAACAACAAUAAAAAAAUGA